UAAUUUCUUCGGAUCGUUUACAUUUUGGCUUAAUGGCUUAUAAAUACAUAUAUAAAAAAUGCCCGUGUACCGAUAAUUUACUGUUUUCGCCUUUCUCGACCGAGAUUGCAUUACUAAUGGCUUAUACUGGCUCGAAAGCGGCCACGAAGAACGAGAUAACAAAUUUGCUGGGUUUCGGUUCUAAUUAUACUUUCGACGAUUUGGCAUCUUGUUUGAAUCAAAUCAAGGUUCAGGAAACCGAAGACGGGGACGAUUACUGCAAAGAUUCCGACGAUGAAGAUGACAAAUUCCCCGAAAACUACAAAUUCCACAUGGCCAACGGCUGCUUUAUCGAGGAUAGUUUUACCGUGAACGCGUGUUACAGAAGAGACUUGGAGACGAUGUUCAGUGCAGUUUGCGUUUCCGUUCCUAUCUGCAAUGACCCUGACGAAGCUGUCCGACAGGUUAACGCGUUCGUUGCAAGCCGCACAUUGGGAAAAGUGCCGACAGCCGUCGAACUCGACGACUUGUCAUCCCUCACCCGCUUGAUAUUGGUCAACGCACUUUACUUUAGGAGCAGCUGGCGCCAACCGUUCAACGAAAAACACACUGCAAAGAGACCCUUCACCACGGCAACGGGGUUAGUAAUUAUGGCGGAGACCAUGCGCGUCCUUCUGAAAUGCAAUUAUGGCGAAAGCGAAGCACUCCACGGAGCGCAGUUUCUGGAACUACCGUAUUUUAACGGUUUCUGCAGUGCGUUCUUUAUAUUACCCGGCAAGAAAAAGAAGCUCUUCGGCAAACCAUCUUAUCGCACUUUAGACGAAUUACAAAAUCUGCUGACACCGGGGAAACUGCUCCAUGCCAUCACAGGAAUGUGUAGUGUUCGUGCCGUUACCAUUCAGCUGCCGAAAUUUCGUAUCGAAGAGAAUUUGGAUAUGCGCACCAUGUUGGAGGAGAUGGGUAUGCCCAGUGCAUUUGGAAAGGAUGCCAACUUCUUAGGAAUAUCCGGAAUGCCGCUGCAUAUAAACAAGAUGAAGCAAACCGCGGUCAUUGAUGUUAACGAGGAAGGAACCGAAGCCGGGGCAGCGAGUGUGGCAGUAAUGGACCUCAUGGGUCGUGAUGACAGCUUUCGGGAAGCAAGAUUCAUUGCAGACCGGCCAUUUAUCUUCAUCAUUCGCCACAACAGCACCAACACAAUUCUAUUUAUGGGACACAUCAAUCACCCAUCCGCUUUCUCCUAAUCCAUUUUUUGCAGUGAAAACCGAUGCAUACACCUGUAUAACCUCAUUAGACGUGAUCGCUCAAGUCAUUUGUAUAUUCUUCUAUACAGAUUAAUUUGCUGCGAGGGCAGUGUGUUCCUGCAAGUACAAUUUUUGUUUAUUAUUUGCUUUUGCAUCGAGCUCAAUGUCUCCGACAUCC
Molecule: messenger RNA, 1398 nt
Organism: Paramacrobiotus metropolitanus
Lineage: Eukaryota; Metazoa; Tardigrada; Eutardigrada; Parachela; Macrobiotidae
Product: plasminogen activator inhibitor 2-like
Exons: 3
Coding region: 33-1220 (395 amino acids)
Molecular function (GO): serine-type endopeptidase inhibitor activity
Source: RefSeq, a predicted model, not a curated record